ACGUCACUAUAGCAACAAAGAAAACUUUGAGACCGCCAUAUUUGAUGUACCAAACGAAAAAGUUUUGCAGAAAGAAGGCAGAAAAAUAUGGCGUUUUUUUGCAAUCGAACAUUUCGUACUGCGUGAUAACAAUUUCAAGGAGGAAUUCAUCCAGACAGGUUGAUAAAAGAUGUCCAUCAGAAAUGAACAAACUCGCCUUACAAGCUCAGCAGGAAAACUGCCUCGCCUUCCACCCAUCACAGCACCUACCUCUCCCAGCUCAAAGUUUGACAAGAGUUAUCUCAGAACGCACAGAAGAAGUGAACACAUGCAAGAGCUCUUGACAAGCAAACUAUAUGACAAGGCAUUCCAAGCAAAAGAAGACACUGAAGAAAGUCUCAAGAGAAGGCCCAUGUCAGCUGGAGAACCUGAAAUGCCCUCACAGAUGAUGAGCACUGAGAGAAGAAUCAGAUUAAAUUACCAGUUCAUGAAGAAAUGUGUUCAGGACGGACCUGUAACACCAAUGGCUGAUGAUUGGUGGGAUACCAUAUUGACCAUGAUCCCAGCAAAGUUGGUUUUAUCUGCAGCAUUGCAGCCACACAUCAAGGAAUUGUAUGAUGAAGUCAAAGGGGAAUAUGAGGCCAGCAUCAGAAAGGCCAUGGUUCAACACAUUCUGGUUAAGCCCAAGGUUAAAGGAGUUGAAGAGGAUGAAGAUUUACCAGAUGAGAUAAUCGGUGUUGAUUAUUCUAGUCCUUGGAGAGAGAGUUUCAAUGCAUCCCGGGAAACCGUUAGGCAAAAUCUUCAUAUCCUGCAUCCCUCUAUGCAAACAAUUUUAGGAAUUUGCCAAAGCAAAAAUUAUUCAACCAUGCUGAUAACUGAUCAAUCAAAUCUGAGGGCUCAGGGUUCCAUAGAAUGCGAGCACCUCAAAAACAAUGUGACCCUGGACUGUGAAAAGACUGAAGAAAAGCUAAUGCAUAGUUGGUUUCCAGAAGUGGUGAAUGUCUUUAUUGACAAAAACAUGUUGAAGCAUCUAAACACUUCACAAGCUGACUCAUUCUACAACAGUGUAUCCACUCUUGUCUCCAACCAGCUGAAGGACCUGAUAAACAGAACCAUAUCAGCAUGGGAAAGACUGUUUUUUGAGGAGAACAAAAAUUGUCUUCCACUCUUCAAGAUGGAGUUGAUCUUAGAUGAUGAUGAUCACAUGCAGUUCUAUCCUGCUCUUGAUGAUGUGGAGGCUGCAGUGUUACAUGUUGUAUCUGCAGUCUCCGGAACAAUGCAGAAUGUCCCAACAGUACAGUCGUGGUUGGGUGGGGGUAACACAGUGACACAUGUGGAUGCUGGCGUGGACAAACAAGUUCUAUCAAGGUGUACCAAGUUCCUUAAAGAUGCUGUCAGCACUAACUUGCAGCAGCCUAUUGAGUACCUGCACUCUUUUGACAAAUAUGGUGCCCUUGUUACCGGAGAGGCAGCAGAGCAUGUCAAACAGUUCAUUUCAAGUGAAUGCUCGUUUGAAGAUUACACACAGGAAAUUGAAAAAUUUCGUUCUCUUGCUCGUGAAAUCAAUUCACUUCCGACUGUGGCACACUUUGAUAUGGUUCAGUUAGACUGUGAUGAUUUGAAGAGAGGCCUGGCUACUAAGGCCAAUCGCUUUGCUGAUCAGUUGUUACAAAGGCUGGCAGAGGAACACAGGGCAGAAAACAGAAGAAUUAUCUCUGAAUUUGAAGCCAUCAGAGAACGUGCUCUUACCAAACCAGAGGACACUCGUGAAAUGAUAGACAUGCUAAAAUUUGUUGAAGAAGCAAAGACGAAGACCCUGGUCAAGCUUGACAGCGACAUCAAGGAGUCAUUCAUCAGGCUCUCCUAUCUUUUAGAUGUUUUCACAUUCACACAAGAUGACAUGAACCUCAACUCUACAGUACUUAACUGGCCUAACAAUAUUGCUCCCAUAUUCGACCAGAAUGAUGAGAUUGUGGUUGCUGCUCAGAAGAGCAAUGAAAGUGCACUCAUGGAGAAAAGAGAGAAAGUUAUGCUGGAGCUUGACAAGCUCAAGAGACGCGUGGAAGAGUUCAAAGAGUAUGGUGAUAUGGACAUGAUGAUGCAGUAUGUGAAGGAAGUACAGACAGUUCAAAAGAAACUCACUGACAGUGUUGAAGCUAUUGGCUUUAUUAAUGAGGAAGAAGAGUUAUUCAAGUGGGAGCAAACAACAUAUCCUGAAGUGGAGGCCAUCACCAAAGCUAUUGAGCCAUAUCAAAAACUCUUCACAACAAUUGUUAAAUGGCAGAGAGCUGAGAAAAAAUGGAUGGAUGGCGCCUUUCUUGAACUGAAUGCUGAAGCCACAGAGGCAGAGGUCGAGGAGUAUGGCCGUGAGAUGUACAAGAUUGCAAAAGUAUUUCAGUCAAUGAAAAAGGACGCUGAGAAGGAAAAGAAAGGUCACAGAAGAGUCAAGGAUUCCAAGGAGAAGGAAGAGCCAGAGACAGAACUAGCUGCAUUAGUAGUUACACACACAGUUCAGCAUCAAAUAAAAGAAUUCAAGGAGCACAUUCCUGUCAUUAGUGUUAUGUGCAAUCCAGGAAUUCGUUCUCGACACUGGAAGGCCAUGUCCGAUAUUAUUGGGUUUGAUAUCACACCGGAUUCUGGAAGUACUUUGCGUAAGGUUCUCAAGUUCAAUCUCAAGCCAUACAUGGAUGAGUUCGAGGGCAUCAGUGCAGGGGCAAGCAAGGAAUUCUCGUUGGAGAAAGCUAUGCUAAAGAUGGUGGAUGAAUGGGACAACAUCUUGUUCAGUACAACUGAAUACCGUGAUACUGGCGUGUCUAUCUUGGCUGCUGUGGAUGAAAUUCAGACUACACUUGAUGAUCAAAUUGUUAAGACCCAGACAAUGAGAGGUUCCCCCUUUAUCAAGCCGUUUGAGGCUGAAAUAAAGGCCUGGGAAGAGCGUUUGUUAAAGAUGCAGGAAAUAAUAGAUGAGUGGCUAAAAGUUCAAGCCCAGUGGUUGUACCUAGAACCUAUUUUUAGCUCUGAGGACAUCAUGCAGCAGAUGCCUGAGGAAGGACGCAAGUUCAAGACAGUAGACAGGAACUGGAAGGACAUCAUGAAUUUUGUUUGCAAAGAUCCCAAGGUGCUGUCAGCCACUUCAAUGCCAAGUAUGUAUGACAGAUUGAAGGACAGUAACGACUUGCUGGACCAGAUUAACAAGGGAUUAAAUGCUUACCUAGAAAAAAAGAGACUCUUUUUCUCCAGAUUUUUCUUCUUGUCAAAUGACGAGAUGCUGGAGAUUCUGUCAGAAACAAAGGAUCCGUAUCGGGUUCAGCCACAUCUGAAGAAGUGUUUUGAGGGAAUUGCUAAGUUAGAGUUUACAUCUGCUUUGGAUAUCACUCACAUGUACAGCAGCGAGGGAGAAAAGGUUCCGCUCAGUGACACCAUAUCCACAUCAGAAGCACGAGGUGCUGUUGAAAAAUGGCUGCUUCAAGUCCAGGAUGUGAUGCUUGUAAGCAUCAGAGACAUCAUUGAGCGAGCUGUGCAGGCAUAUGCUACAGAUGACAGGAAAGUUUGGGUAUUGUCUUGGCCUGGACAGAUUGUUAUUUGUGUGAGUCAGAUAUAUUGGACUCAAGAGGUGCAUGAAGCUAUUCGCUCUGGACCCCACGGACUGAAAGAAUACCAUGAAAAACUCACCCAGCAGCUUUCAGACAUUGUAGUGCUAGUCCGCGGCAAGCUGUCGAAGCAGAACAGGACCACUCUUGGAGCACUUGUAGUGAUUGAUGUUCAUGCUAGAGAUGUGGUUCAUGACAUGGUAGAGAAAGGUGUUUCUCAGGAAAAUGAUUUUCAGUGGCUGUGUCAGAUGCGUUACUACUGGGAACAGGACAACUGUCUAGUGAGAAUCAUCAAUGCCACUGUGCGUUAUGGAUACGAGUACCUUGGCAACUCUGGCAGGCUCGUCAUCACCCCCCUGACAGAUCGUUGUUACCGUACUCUUGUGAGUGCUUUUCACUUAAAUCUGGGGGGAGCACCAGAGGGUCCUGCAGGGACUGGCAAGACAGAAACAACUAAGGAUUUAGCAAAAGCCCUUGCUAUACAGUGUGUGGUGUUUAACUGUUCAGAUGGACUGGAUUACCUACAAAUGGGCAAAUUCUUUAAAGGUCUUGCAUCCUGUGGUGCUUGGGCAUGUUUUGAUGAAUUCAAUCGCAUUGAGCUGGAAGUUCUGUCAGUGGUAGCCCAACAGAUUCUGUGUAUUCAGCGUGGUAUAGCCGCUCAUCAGGAUAGGUUUAUUUUUGAAGGAACGGAGCUGAACUUGAACUCCAAUUGUUUCGUGGCUAUUACGAUGAAUCCUGGUUAUGCAGGAAGGUCAGAGCUCCCUGAUAACCUCAAGGUGUUGUUCCGCACUGUAGCCAUGAUGGUACCAGACUAUGCCCUGAUUGGAGAAAUCAUGUUGUACUCCUAUGGAUUUGUAGAUGCUCGUAAUCUGUCAGUAAAGAUCGUUACCACCUACAAACUGUGUUCAGAGCAGCUGUCAUCCCAGUUCCACUACGACUAUGGUAUGCGUGCAGUCAAAGCUGUGUUGGCAGCAGCUGGUAACCUGAAGCUCAAGUAUCCAACAGAUGACGAGAAUGUACUGUUGCUGAGAUCAAUCAUGGAUGUCAAUCUACCCAAGUUUCUUUCUCACGAUAUUCCACUGUUUGAAGGAAUCAUUUCUGACUUGUUCCCUGGUGUGGCCUUGCCCAAGGCCAACUAUGGUACUUUCCUCGACACAGCCAAAGAGAUAUGUGACAAAAAGAAUCUCCAAAUGGUUGAUUUUUUCAGUGAAAAGAUUAUCCAAACUUAUGAAAUGAUGAUUGUUCGGCAUGGCUUUAUGAUGGUAGGCGAUCCAUUCUCCGGGAAGACUAAGGUACUAGAAGUACUGGCUGAGACACUGAAUGUACUGACAGACAGGGGUUAUGAUGAUGAAAAUGUAAACAAGGUGUGGUUUCGUGUAAUAAACCCAAAGGCUAUUACUAUGGGACAGCUGUUUGGUCAGUUUGAUCCUGUCUCGCACGAGUGGACGGAUGGUAUUGUGGCUAACACGUUCCGUGAGUACGCUUCGGAUCAAACUGAUAUCAAGAAGUGGGUUAUUUUUGAUGGACCUAUUGACACCUUGUGGAUUGAGAGCAUGAACACUGUUCUAGAUGACAACAAGAAGCUCUGUUUGAUGAGUGGAGAGAUAAUUCAGUUGUCAAAUGUGAUGAGCUUGAUCUUCGAAUGUAGGGAUUUAUCACAAGCCUCUCCGGCCACAGUAAGCCGAUGUGGUAUGAUCUACUUGGAGCCCAGCUCCCUGGGCUGGGAGCCUGUGUUACAAUCCUGGUGUAACACUCUGCCUGACGAGCUCAGCAGCGAGCAUGGAAAACUCAUAAUGGCGCUCUUCCACUGGGCGUUACCUGCUUCUAUCACUUUUUUACGCAAGCAUUGUAAGGAGCCUGUGUCCUUGCAAGACAGUAAUCUCGCUCGCUCGCUUAUGAACUUGGUGGAAAUUCUCAUGAAAGACAUCCCUGCAGAGGAUAACAAAUACAUGAAGUCAUGGUUGAUUUCAUCGUUCAUGUUUGCCUUGGUGUGGUCAGUGGGCGCUUGUGUGGAUACAGACAGUCGAGUCAAAUUUGAUACGUUUUUCAAAGAUCUAAUGGCAGGAAAAAUUGAAGAGCAUGCUAUUCCCUCGCUGGUGGGAAAGAUUGAAGCACUUAUUCCAAAUGAAGGAUUAGUCUAUGACUACUUAUUUGAGCGUAAGGGUCGUGGUAACUGGCUUCCCUGGACAAAGACUAUCAAGGAAGGUGUAGCAGGGGGGAAAGGCCAGCGGAUCAGCGAUAUCAUUGUACCUACUAUGGACACAGCUCGCUAUUCACACCUAAUGGAGAUCAUGUUUAACAAUAACAAACCCCUGCUUUUCGUUGGUCCCACUGGAACUGGAAAGUCAGUUUAUAUCAAGGACAAGCUCAUGAAUGGAAUCAACAGAGAUGCGUAUAUUCCUGCCUUCGUUAAUUUCUCUGCUCAGACGAGUGCUAACCAGACUCAGGACAUAAUCAUGUCUAAACUGGAUAAGAGACGAAAAGGAGUGUUUGGUCCACCAGUAGGGAAACGGUUUAUAAUUUUCGUGGAUGACGUAAAUAUGCCUGCUCUAGAAAAGUAUGGUGCCCAGCCUCCAAUCGAACUUCUUCGUCAGUACUUGGACCAUGGGAACUGGUAUGACCGUAAGGACACGUCUAAACUGGCACUGAUUGACCUUCAGUUCGUGUGUGCCAUGGGUCCUCCUGGAGGUGGUAGAAACCCCAUCACUCCUCGCUUCUUAAGACACUUCAAUGUGAUCUCAGUUGCCACGUUUGGUGAUGACACUAUGACAAGGAUUUUCUCCUCUAUCGUCAACUUCUAUUUCAGAAGCAAUGAAUUUCCCAAUGAUGUCUAUACCAUGGGAUCUAUGAUUGUCGGAGCCACAAUGGAGGUGUACAAGCAAGCGAUGGUUAAUCUUUUGCCCACUCCAGCCAAGUCCCACUACACCUUUAACUUGAGAGACUUCUCUCGGGUGAUCCGUGGGGUUCUUCUUAUAAAAAAGGAUGCUCUCACUGACAAGAAAACGCUAAGCAGAUUGUGGGUUCAUGAGGUGUAUCGUGUUUAUUAUGAUCGCCUGGUAGAUGACAAUGACAGGGCCUGGUUGCACAGCUUACUAAAGAAAGUCACCAAAGAGCACCUGAAAGAUGAUUUUGACUCUCUUUUCAAGCACUUGUCCUCUGACCAGAAAACGGCCUCUGAAGAUGACAUGAGAAGUCUGAUGUUCUGUGAUUUUCUUAACCCUGACGCGAUCGGCGAGGAUCGCAUGUACCAAGAAGUGGAAUCUAUUGAUGAACUUUACAAGAUUGUAGAGCAGUGUCUGGAAGAAUAUAACCAAACACAUAAGACACAGAUGAACCUGGUUAUUUUCAGGUAUGUGUUAGAGCAUCUGGUCCGCAUCAGUCGUAUUUUGAAGCAACCAGGAGGGAAUGCUUUGUUAGUUGGAGUAGGAGGUAGUGGCAGACAGUCUCUCUCCCGCCUGGCGGCAGCUAUUGCUGAUUUCCAUGUCUUCCAACCGGAGAUCUCAAAGAGUUAUGGUUUACCUGAAUGGCGUGAAGACAUUAAGACGAUGCUGAAGAGUGCAGGAUGUCAGAUGAAACCCACAGUGUUCUUGUUAACAGACACCCAGAUUAAAGAGGAGUCAUUCUUGGAAGAUGUUGACAGCUUACUUAACACUGGUGAAGUACCUAAUUUGUUUGCAGUCGACGAAAAAGCUGAACUCAAUGAGAGCGUCCGUCCAGCAGCUCAAGCGCAAGCCGAAGACAAGAAUGCCGAAUUCUCACCUCUGGCACUGUUUAACUUCUUUGUGAAUUGUUGUAAAGAAAACCUUCAUAUUAUGUUGUGCAUGAGUCCUAUUGGUGAUGCAUUCAGAAACAGACUCAGGCAAUUCCCAGCACUAAUCAACUGCUGCACCAUUGACUGGUUUCAGCCGUGGCCUGAAGAUGCACUUGAGAUGGUGGCUAACAAGUUCCUUCAAGACGUGGAAAUGACUGACAAUGAGCGCAAAGAAGUUGUGCCUAUCUGCCAGUACUUCCACACCAGUGCUCGAAACUUGUCUGAAAGGUAUCUUGACAAACUCGGCCGACAUAACUAUGUGACUCCCACAUCAUAUCUGGAGCUGAUUUCUUCAUUAAAAACACUACUAGGAAAGAAGCAAGACGAGGUGAUGCGUAACAAGCAUCGUUAUGAAGUAGGUCUGGAGAAGCUGGCAUUUGCUGCAUCUCAGGUGGCCGACAUGCAGAAAGAACUGGAGGAGUUACAGCCACAGCUUGUGGAAACAGCCAAAGAAAAUACUAAGAUGAUGAAAGUCAUUGAAAAGGAAUCAGCUGAAGUCGAAGCUCGUAGUGAACUGGUAAGAAAGGACGAAGCAGUAGCCAAUCAGAAGGCUUCAGAGUCGCAGGCCCUAAAAGAAGAGUGCGAGGGUGAUUUGGCUGAAGCAAUCCCUGCCUUGGAAGCAGCUUUAGCUGCUCUCAACACACUCAAGCCAGCAGACAUUACUAUCGUAAAGUCCAUGACUAAUCCACCCGCUGGGGUUAAGCUCGUCAUGUCAGCUGUGUGCGUUAUGCGGGACAUCAAACCCGAGAAAAUCAAUGAUCCCGCGGGAACAGGAAAGAAGAUUCUGGACUAUUGGGGUCCAUCAAAGAAGCUACUGGGAGACAUGAACUUUCUUAACAACCUUAAAGAAUAUGACAAAGACAAUAUUCCGGUGCACAUCAUGAGCAAGAUCAGAAAGGAGUACAUUCCAAAUCCAGACUUUGACCCACAGAAAGUUCGUACAGCAUCUUCUGCAGCGGAAGGUUUGUGUAAGUGGGUGCAAGCCAUGGAAAUAUAUGACAGAGUUGCUAAGGUUGUAGCACCUAAGAAAGCUCGUCUAGCUGAGGCUGAGGAAUCUCUGGCAGAAACCAUGAAAAUUUUAAAUGCAAAGCGUGAGGAGUUAGCUGAGGUGGAGGGUAAACUGGCCAAUUUAAAACUUACGUUCGCAGAGAUGACAGACAAGAAACAGCAACUGGAAUUUCAGGUGGAUUUGUGCGGUAAGAAGCUAGAACGAGCUGAGAAGCUAAUUGGAGGCCUGGGUGGAGAGAAAGACCGCUGGUCAGCAGCUGCAGCCUCACUGCAGGAUGUGUACGAUAAUUUGACAGGUGAUGUACUUAUCUCGUCAGGAGUCAUAGCUUACUUAGGAGCGUUCACUGCUGGCUUCAGAAGGGAAUGUACCCAAGAGUGGACCAAGAUUUGCAAGUCGAAGAACAUUCCUUGCUCCGAUGACUUUUCGUUGAGUAAGACACUAGGUCAGGCUAUUAAGAUCAGGGCAUGGAACAUAGCUGGCCUUCCUACUGACUCAUUUUCCAUUGAUAAUGGGGUCAUUGUGGAUAACACCAGGAGAUGGCCGCUGAUGAUUGAUCCACAGGGACAAGCAAACAAAUGGAUUAAAAAUUCUGAGAAAGAUAAUCAACUCUCGGUGAUUAAAUUGACGGACGCUGAUUACAUUCGGACUCUGGAGAACAGUAUUCAGUUUGGAAAUCCUGUUUUACUUGAGAAUGUAGGCGAGGAACUUGAUCCAUCAUUAGAGCCCCUGUUACUAAAACAGACCUUCAAACAAGGCGGUGUGAAGUGCCUCCGUUUAGGUGAAAGUGUUAUUGAAUACUCUGAUGACUUUCGGUUCUACAUUACUACUAAGCUGCGGAACCCUCAUUACCUGCCUGAACUGUCCACCAAGGUCACACUUCUCAACUUUAUGAUCACUCCAGAAGGACUGGAAGAUCAACUACUGGGAAUUGUUGUGGCUAAAGAAAGACCUGAUCUUGAAGAAGAAAGGCAGGCGCUGAUAGUACAGAGUGCUGCUAACAAGAAACAACUGAAAGAGAUUGAGGACAAGAUUCUAGAAACAUUGUCCUCUUCAGAAGGGAACAUCUUGGAGGACGAGACAGCUAUCCAGAUUUUAGACUCGUCAAAGGUGCUCUCCGAUGAGAUCACAAAGAAACAGAAGGUUGCAGAAGAGACGGAAGCUAAAAUCAAUGAGUCCAGGCGUGGAUAUAAUCCUAUAGCUGCACACGCAUCAGUGCUGUUCUUCUCCAUAACUGAUCUACCAAACAUUGAUCCCAUGUACCAGUCCUCACUCACCUGGUUUGUCAACCUGUUCCUUAACUCUAUACACGACAGCAACAAGUCCAAGAUCCUAGAACGUCGAUUGCGUUACCUGAGUGACCACUUCACUUACAAUCUAUACUGUAACGUCUGCCGGUCUUUGUUUGAAAAAGACAAGCUGCUCUUCUCCUUUGUGUUAUGCUGCAACAUCCUGAACUCAAAGAAUGAGAUGGACAUGGAAGAAUUCAUGUUUUUCCUGACUGGUGGAGUGGGCCUGGAGAACAAGCUGGAAAACCCAGAUCCCUCAUGGCUGUCAGACAAGGCAUGGGACGAGUUGUGUCGAAUGUGCGAUCUUCGUGGCUUUAAGGAUUUCAGGAAAAGUUUUGUGGGUAACACGCACGAGUGGCGUAAGAUCUACGAUAGUAAAGAACCUCACCGAGCUUCUUUUCCUGCUCCAUGGUCUGAACAACUCUCUGACUUUCAGAAGAUGAUUGUUAUCAGAUGCCUGAGACCUGACAAGGUUGUGCCGCUUGUCACUAAUUUUGUGGAAGACAAGCUUGGUAGUAAGUUUGUGCAGCCUCCACCAUUUGACUUGGCUAAGAGUUAUGUGGAUUCCAAUUCCUGUGCGCCGCUAAUCUUUGUAUUGUCUCCUGGAGCCGAUCCUAUGGCAGGUCUGAUGAAGUUCGCAGCCGAUAAAGGCUUCAGCGGCGACAAGUUUAAUGCCAUAUCCCUCGGACAAGGACAGGGCCCUGUGGCUGCUCGGCUUAUCGAAAAUGCAGUGAAAGAGGGAACCUGGGUUGUACUACAAAACUGUCACCUGGCAGUGUCGUGGAUGACAUCACUAGAAAAGAUCUGUGAAGACUUGUCUCCUGAUAACACUCACCAAGACUUUAGGUUGUGGCUCACAAGUUACCCCUCUGACAAGUUUCCAGUAACUGUGCUCCAGAAUGGCGUGAAGAUGACAAAUGAGCCUCCAACUGGUCUGCGUCAAAAUCUUCUUCAGUCAUAUUUGAGUGAUCCGAUAUCAGAUCAAGAGUUCUUUGAUGGAUGUGGCGCCAAAGCUGCAAUUUGGGAGAAGCUGUUGUUUGGCCUGUGUUUUUUCCACGCCCUGGUACAAGAGCGACGAAAGUUUGGCCCACUGGGUUGGAAUAUACCGUACGGCUUUAACGAAUCCGACUUAAGAAUCAGCGUCAGGCAGCUACAGAUGUUCAUCAACGAGUACGAGGAGAUUCCGUUUGAUGCUGUGACGUACCUUACAGGGGAAUGUAACUAUGGAGGCAGAGUUACUGAUGACAAUGACAGACGCUGUCUAAUGAGUAUCUUGGCAGACUUCUACACUCCAGACAUCGUCCAAGAUCCUAAGUACAAGUUCUCACAGAGUGGUACUUACUACGCUCCUCCAAAGGGUGAAUACGAUCAAUACGUGGAAUUUAUCAAGGAGCUUCCCUUGUCUCAGACGCCCGAGGUGUUUGGCAUGCAUGAUAAUGUGGAUAUUUCCAAAGAGCUCCAGGAAACUAAACAGUUAUUUGACUCCGUACUACUGACACAGUCUCAAAGUGGCGGAGGAGGGGCUGGAAAGAAGUCAGAUGACACUCUGUUGGAGAUUGCUAAGGACAUCUUGUCUAAACUUCCAAAGAACUAUGACUUGGAAGUGGCUCUGCAGAAAUACCCUGUGAAAUAUGAGGAGAGUAUGAACACUGUGCUGGUGCAAGAGAUGGAGAGAUUUAACAAGUUGAUGUCAAUAAUCAGAACAAGUUUACAGAAUCUCCAGAAAGCUAUCAAAGGUUUGGUGGUCAUGUCCUCUGACCUGGAGGCGUUGGCCGGCAGCUUGCUGGUGGGAAAAGUGCCCGAGAUGUGGAUGAAGAGAUCAUAUCCUUCUCUCAAACCUCUUGGUAGCUACAUCAAUGACUUUCUGGCCAGACUCAAGUUUUUGCAGGAUUGGUUCGACAGGGGAAAGCCAGUGGUGUUCUGGAUUUCAGGGUUCUUCUUUACGCAGGCUUUCUUAACUGGUGCUAAACAGAACUAUGCCAGGAAAUACACCAUACCUAUCGAUCUACUGGGCUUUGAGUUCGAGGUUCUGUCUGGGGACUCAGCAGACAAGCCGCCAAAAGACGGUGUCUAUGUACACGGUUUGUUUUUGGAAGGCGCUCGCUGGGAUCGUAAGAGAGGUUUGAUCGGCGAGUCGUUACCAAAGGUUCUUCAUGACACGAUGCCAGUCAUCUGGGUGAAGCCAGGUAAAAUUUCUGAUUUUAAAGACAGCCAAGAGUACAAAUGUCCAGUGUAUAAAACAAGUGAGCGGCGAGGAACUCUUUCUACCACAGGCCACUCAACCAACUAUGUGAUGCCAGUUAUGCUACCUACUGACAAGCUACAGAAUCACUGGAUCAAGCGAGGUGUCGCACUACUCUGCCAACUGGACGACUAAAGCUCAUGUGAAAUAUAUUUUAGUGCCCCGGCUGUUUGACGAUCGGUCUUGAUGAUGUUGGACAGACAAAACCAGUUUUUGUAGUACAGUUUUAGUUUUAAUUUCCAAGAGUUUGCGUUAAAACAUUCGGUGUGUAUGAUACAAAUAAGUUCAUCUCAAACUUACAACAGAAGUAAAAAAAGGGUAGUAUAAAACGCUCUUAUAUUUUAAUGAUGAUUUCAUGCACAUGUACACAUGCAGAUUACUGAACAACGUUGUAAAUAUUAUCUUUAUACAUGCGUGAAUAAAGCUAUUUGGUGUGAAGUUGGCUUACAGCACAGACCUGAGGCAGA
Molecule: messenger RNA, 12384 nt
Organism: Orbicella faveolata
Lineage: Eukaryota; Metazoa; Cnidaria; Anthozoa; Scleractinia; Merulinidae
Product: dynein axonemal heavy chain 12-like
Biological process (GO): microtubule-based movement
Cellular component (GO): dynein complex
Molecular function (GO): ATP binding; minus-end-directed microtubule motor activity; dynein intermediate chain binding
Source: RefSeq, a predicted model, not a curated record